AUGCAGGAUUUGAGCAUCGCUGAGGUGGCUUAUUCAUACGCUGUUCAAGGGCGCGUAGCUUCUCUGACGGCUCUGCUCAUCGUCGCCGCCGAGAAGGUUAUCGAUUCCGUGUUGGAGUUGCGUAAUUCCAAAUCGGGGUGCAAGGAGAAGUUGACUAUCUACGAAUGCCUUAUAAGGGAGGCUUUGGCCCUGGGCGGCAGUACAACGACGCCGUUGAGGAAGCUCUUGCUCCACGAGAGACCUGCUUCAGCUCUUCGGAGCUGUAGUUCAGAGCGGUGGUGGAGACAAGAAGGUGACUUCGCCACUCAUCCGUGCAGCUCAGUGUUCUGGCUUAUGGUGAUGAUGACUGACCAAAGGCUCUUCGUCAUUCGUCUUCAACUUCCAGCAUGCAUAGGAGGAGACAAAGCUGUUAUCCAGCUGCUUCUGAAGACAAAUAUAGAUGUCAAUGAUGCUGAUGCAGAUGGAAAUUCUGCUCUUCAUUGGAUACUUGCGUCAUCGAUAUUGUCGCAUCCACAACAGAUAAGUAUUAUAUUGCUUCUUCUAGAGCAUGGUGCUCUCGUAAGGCAAAGGAAUAAAAUGGGGUUGACAGCAUUUCAUAUUGCUGCUGGUAAUGGUAAUUCCAAGGCCCUUGAGAUCCUUCUGUUGGAAGACCCGUUAGCUGUCCAAUAUAUGACGGAAAUGAAAGAAACCCCCCUCUUUUUCGCUGUGAAGAAUGGGAGUAAAGACUGCACUGAGCUUCUUUUAACAUGGGGAGCAAAUAGUGAAGUCCUUAACGUGCGUGGGCAAAAAGCUAUAGACCUGGCAACCUCUCAAGAUAUGCGUGACAUACUGCUGAACAUAACCACUGUUAGCCUCGUUAAUCAGGCCUUCCCCAAUCAACAUAAAUGUACUGCCUUAGAGGUGACAGAUGAAGACACCACUACUGAAAGAAAUGUUAACUCAAUCACCAAGGCAGAAGCUUGUAAGUACUUUGAAUCUCAUCAAGGAUAUGUCAGAGGAGUUCAGGAUGGAGCAUACCAGAGUCAUUCUUAUGCUGCGAAACAACUCAAACGCAAAAUCUUUGUUGUAGGACUUCCUCCUUCAGUGGACUCUGAUGUUUUGGGAAAGUUCUUUGAAGAGUUUGGAUCAGUGGAAGAUGCUGUAGUUAUUGUAACUCAGAUAGAAAAGAAGAUACAAUCUCGAGGCUUCGGUUUUGUCACAUUUAGAGAGGAGAAAUCUGCUUUAGAAGCCAUGCAAGCGAACUGCGUCACCAUGCAUGAGAGAUUGGUUUUCAGAGCUGAGUUUGAGAAAAUGUCACCUCAACAACGAGAACAAGAUAAAAAUUUUCAACUUCCACUGCAGACGUCGAACGAGUAUAUUAUGGAAGGUGAUAACCCUGAACAAGGUUCUUGCGCUGAUAGAUUAGUCCUUGGACAACCAGCGGCAUGUUCCAUUGAACCUCAAGCUCAUGUGACCAAGAGCUCUGAGGACCCAAGCACUCCUACAUGGCUAAAGGUUUUCAAGAAGUGGUUUCCUGGGUUCUUACAAGGUCUCCUGAAGCACUCAAAGUAUGCUCUCUCUUCUCUAAAAGCUGAUUUCAGGGCUAAAUUUGGGUUAGAACUGGAUCAUUCAUCUGUGGGCUACUCUAAGCUCAGUGACUUCCUGAAAUGUUUCUCCGAUUUAUGUACCGUUGAGAUUCCAUAUGCAAACGUAGACCACCUAGUCACAUGA
Molecule: messenger RNA, 1710 nt
Organism: Rosa rugosa (rugosa rose)
Lineage: Eukaryota; Viridiplantae; Streptophyta; Magnoliopsida; Rosales; Rosaceae
Exons: 10
Coding region: 1-1710 (569 amino acids)
Biological process (GO): protein targeting to chloroplast
Cellular component (GO): chloroplast outer membrane
Molecular function (GO): chloroplast targeting sequence receptor activity; protein binding; RNA binding
Source: RefSeq, a predicted model, not a curated record